Messenger RNA from Talaromyces rugulosus, 1668 nucleotides. RefSeq lists its product as uncharacterized. The record is from RefSeq and is a predicted model, not a curated record. Bases 1 to 1668 code for a protein of 555 amino acids. Lineage: Eukaryota; Fungi; Ascomycota; Eurotiomycetes; Eurotiales; Trichocomaceae. The transcript has a single exon.
AUGUCAGACCUAUCACGCAAUGAUAUCAAAACUCUGGCCCUGUGCCUCUACAACGACCCAACACUUCAUGAUUCCGACCAUGACAAAAUCCGUUCCCUCAUCACCCAUCUACCCAACCACCUUCGAGACCCCAAAUUUACCAGUAUCAUCACUGAGCCUCGCCAUGCCGCCAAACCCUGCCUCGUUCAUGCGGGAAUUGCCUCGCUGGUGGUGUCUUCUCUUUUCACUUCGUUGCAAAAGCAGGUAGACGAGUCUGUGCCUCUUUUGAAGGAAAGAUAUGGGCUCUGCUUUGGUCCUGAAGAGAUUUACUUGCUUGAAAGAAUGACCAUUAUCGAGGGGAUGUGGUCACCCCCUACUGCAAGGACAGGACCUACCAAAAUGAGAUACUGGGAUUACCAAGUCAACAAGUGCCAGGCCUGCAUGAUUUCACGAGUUGCUGCUGACUCUUCGGCGCUUCGUGACAUGAGAACCUUGCUCCUGGCCACCAUCGACAGCAGUACCAAAACCCCUGAAUCGCGUCUCCUACCAAAUCACCCUACGCUCCUUUCUUUUAUCAACGAGUGGAUCAGUCUCAACAGUCGCUCAGAUGAGCUUUUCUACUUUUCUGGGAUCCAGGCUGGCUCGAUCAAAGCAGUCAAGGAAAGGGUAGAAGAGCCACUUGCAGCAACGCCAAGAUGCCAUGGAAACAAAAACUUCUCUUAUCCCAGUGCUCCUUACACAGCCCAUACAUCCUCAGGCUCGUCUUUUCAGUCAACUGGGAUCUUCACACCCACGCGCACUCCCGGAGGUUCCACAUCGUCCAAGGUAUCGAGUACUUUUGAGUGGCCUGCUUUGGCAACUCGCUAUCCAAUCUCAGACUCUGAAAGUACUGUUAUAACAGCACCGACUCGUGGCCGCGAACCUGGUGUUUCUUUUCCGUCUCAGACUUCCAGCUCUUCUUCACAAUGGCUUCCUUUCCAGCAGCAACAACAACAACAACAGGCCUACCCACAAGACAGUUUCACCUACGCCAACACCCUCCCGACAAACAUCCAUUCUACGCAUUCUUUCUCGCCACACGACGGCGUGAAGGACAAUUCCUUCAUCGAGCGUGACACACCAGCCCCUCGCCGUCCCCACGGCACAAAUCCAGAAGCCAGCCAGGACCGACCAAACUCCUUGGAGAGUACCAGUACCAGGUCAAGCCACGCCUCGUUCAUGUCGUUCAUCAGGCGUGAAAUGCCCUCUGCAUCCCCGCCUCAUCCAUCCCCUCCUCCUCCUCCUCCUCUUCCUCGUCGUCGUUGCAUGGAUCUACCACGGGCUUCUAAACCCGAUCUACAUUGGGAGGACUCGGGGGUUGGCAUUGGUUAUCCUACCCGGGACGAAUCCACUUGGACUUUUCUACACGACAGCAGUACCACCAGUGACGAGGCUGAGCAGCAGCAGCACCAGCAGGGGCAAGGACAAACACAGCCUAGGAAAAGCGCCUUCACCGAGGCUAGCGAGCAGCAACAGGAAGACGAUGAAACUCCACUGAUAUCCAGAUGGAGCGCGUCUUCUUCCAUUCAUCCUUGGAGCAACCUGCUCAAAAGAACUACUCGCGGUCCACGGCUGGGCAAGGUCAAGACAGGCAGGGCAAUUUUCAAACCUGUCACUGAAAAGGAGGGGAAAAAGAAUAAAAAGGCAUGA